AUGGAAUCUUGUUUCCAAGUAACCCUGUCCUGUCUUUUGACUGUAUGGAGGUUGUCUCGUAUAAUUCGGACCGUGCUCAAGUGGGAUUGUGCUACUCGAUGUAGGCUUGCUGUUUUUCUCUGUAUUUUUCCGCUGACGGUUUUCUUGUAUACCAUCGGGAAGCAGUAUCAAAAAAGUUACGGUAGUCAUGUGAACAAACCCAUUUUGUACAUAAUUACUGCUACAUACCAAAGAAACGUCCAGCGUGCAGAACUUACAAGAAUGUGUAACACCUUACGUAAUUUGAAGGAUAUUUUAUGGAUUCUUGUAGAAGAUAGCACAGAACCUUCAUGGAUCGUAUCAAAUAUUUUAAAUGAUUGUGGUGUACCUUUUGUACAUUUAAACAUCCCAACACCACAGUCAGAAAAACCUAAAGCGAGGGAACCCUUCUGGUUUCGUCCUAAGGGCAUACGUCAACGUAAUCUUGGACUUCAAUGGUUGCGCCAGAAUCUUAUUUUAGGUAGAAACAAAGGUGUCUUAUACAUCGCUGACGAUGACAACUCCUAUAAUUUACGUAUUUUUGAGGAAAUGCGUGGUACAAACAAAGUUUCAACAUGGCCGGUUGGAUUCGCAGGUGAACUCCCAUGGGAGGGUUGUGUGACUUCUAAAAAUCGAACACAGAUUGUACGUAUGUGGUCAGUGUACAAACCCGAGCGUCCUUUUCCAAUUGAUAUGGCAGGAUUCGCAGUUAAUAUUGAUCUUAUUCUUCAACACAAGAAUGCUGGAUUUGACUACAAACGUUUACGUGGAAUGCAGGAAUCACAAUUUUUGUUAGAUCUUGGUUUAAAAAACUGGAGAGAAUUGGAACCACUAGCAGAUGGUUGUCGGAAGAUCCUAGUGUGGCAUACACGUACAGCAGAACCACUUUUAACACUAUGGCAUGAGCUGGAAUCGCAAGGAUCGAUUUUGAACCAUCUCAAUUGGACAAUGGAAAUCGUACAGGAUUUGGCAGCUUCCGCUUUAAAAGAUAAUCCAUACUUUAGUGCCGGUGCUGGAUUAUUUGGAGUUGGGAUAGGAAUGGCUGCUCUUAGAAGAAUAAGUCAAGUCAUAAACCUUCUUGUUCGCCGUAAUCUUACUUUAACUUUAGAGGUAGCCAGUCAUGAUAAGGCCUAUCCCUGGGUUUUACAUUGGAUUACGCUGAAAUCUAAUGGACCUUUAAUGAAAUGUGGAAAAAACAAAAUAGGUGGUACAAGUCAACACUUAAGUGUUGAAACUAGUGUAGUACGUACAGAAGGCGGCCGAAUCAAAGCUGCAUUCGGCUUUGUGCCCAGCGUUGGCGUUCACUAUAUGAUUCACCAAAUGAAAUUAAUUCGAAUUGAACGUGUUCGUGCUCAACAGUCCUUACAAGGUGCUACUGUAGCUCCAUUUGAAAGUGUAACUCUUACGACAUUUGGUCGCAAUGCCAGAUUUUUUAUUGAUUUGCUCGAGGAGGCUAGAGAAGAAGCUCUUGCACGUGAAAAGGGUUGGACCGUUGUUUACAAGGCUGUUGGUUCAGAAUGGCGCCAGUUUGGUUAUCCUCGUCCACGUCGACCUUUAAAUUCUGUCAUACUGCGUGAUGGUAUAGCUGAAACGAUUGUAGCCGAUGUCAAAGAGUUUGUUGACAAUCAGGCCUGGUAUACUGAUCGUGGUAUACCAUAUCAUCGUGGUUAUUUAUUAUAUGGACCGCCAGGAUGUGGCAAAACUAGUUUCAUAACAGCCUUAGCAGGCCAUUUAGAUUAUAGCAUUAGCAUGUUAAAUUUAAGCGAAUUCGGCAUGACGGCAGAUCGAUUAGAUCAUUUAUUAACACAUGCACCGCUUCAAACUAUCAUUUUACUUGAGGAUAUUGACGCAGCAGUGCAUAAUCGUAACACAUCAAAUAAUGAUCUACUUCAUAGCAAAGCUUAUGAAGGUAUGCCAACACUCACUUUAAGUGGAUUGUUAAAUGCACUAGAUGGUGUAACCUCGACAGAUGGUCGCAUCAUAUUCAUGACUACAAACUAUAUCGAUCGACUUGAUCCUGCUCUAAUACGACCCGGUCGCGUUGAUAUGCGUAUACGAGUUGACGUUUGCGACUCGUCUCAACUAGUGCGCAUGUUUAGUCGCUUCUACCCACAAUGGACGUCGUCUGACAUUAAUAAUUUAGCUCAAAAGUUCGCAAGUCUAUUAAAGGAUACACCUUUGAGUUCAGCACAAGUUCAAGGUUAUUUGCUGUUGCAUAAAGAUGACCCUUUAAAAGCAAUCACUAAUAUAAACCAACUGUUGUCACCGCAUGAUUCAUAA
Messenger RNA from Schistosoma rodhaini, 2298 nucleotides. Lineage: Eukaryota; Metazoa; Platyhelminthes; Trematoda; Strigeidida; Schistosomatidae. The record is from the annotation of a GenBank genome assembly.